AUGUCCGGUGGGACGGCAAUGGGGAGUGGAGGGCUGGUCUCCCUGAGUGGAGCACCACUGACGCUGAGCGCAGCCAGAUCAACCCAGGGGUCUGGGGGUACAGACUGUUCAGCAUCAGCGGGGCUGGGCACGGCGGGGGUUUCAGGUGCCGGGUUCCCUCACCAUUUACUAGGUCUACAGGGUCAAUCACAAGGUCAGGACGGGGGUCAAAGUUCAGUCGUCUCCAGUAACGGUUGCUGUUGGAAACGUGGCAUCAGGGUCAUCAAUGAGUCCAGACCAGCUGGCUCUCAGUCCAAAGCUCUUUCUGACCAGGGAGGGCCUGCCCAGCAGAGAGCUUCGCCGUGUUGCCUGCUCCUGUCCGAACUGCAGGGAUGGAGAGGGAAGCGGACCCCCAAAGAGAAGAAGCAGCACAUCUGCCACAUGGAGGGCUGCGCGAAGUGUACGGAAAGACGUCCCCACCUGGAGGGCCCACCUGCGCUUGCACACACGGAAGAGAGCCGUUCGUCUGUAACUGAUCUUCUGUGCAAGAGGUUCACCAGGAGCGACGAGCUGCAGAACACCGGAGAACACACCACAGGGGAAAAGCGUUUUGAGUGUCCAGAAUGCUCCAAGCGUUUCAUGCGCAGCGACCACCUCUCCAAGCACAUUAAGACCCACCAGAACAAGAAGGGCGGAGCUGCGGUUGCCAUCAUCACCACUGAUGACAUGGAGGAUGAUGUCCCUGAAGACCUGGACGCCUCUCCUCAGAUUGUGGCGACCCUCUCUCGUGACUCUGACCCCGCUACACCCACCACCUCUAAUCACAUAGAGGAAGAGGAGGUGGAAGAGGGGGAAUUUGAAUAAGCAACAGACUCCUGUCGCUUUGCUGAAGGCUGACUUCCUGUUUUUUUGGGAGUCUUUGCAGGGACUUUAGGGGUGGCUACUUUUUCUUUUUACAUAAUUUAAAAAAUAUUCUCAUGAAAAAGGGAGUAAAAGCGACAGGAUUACGCAAUUAACAGAAACAAAUAAAUAUAAACAUUACAAUUUAAAAAUAACACACAUAUAAUAACAGAAAUUUAGCCUAAACGUAUGAAAGUUAGUUUGGCAAUUUAUAGAGUAAAUCUAAAAUAAUUCCAUUCACUGUGGGGAAAGGAAUGCAAGAAAUGUCUAGAUUAGCACAAGACAGGGGGACCUGCAGAAUCUUAAAAAACAUCGAGAGACAAUUUGUUAAUCGCAACAGAAUUGAACUCUAUGCACAAGGUUGUGUUACUGUUUCAUACCUGUCAGACAGUGCUGAGGGUCAAUCAUGGUACAGGACUGUUGCAGAGCAGUGAUAGGGUAGUCUUGGGAAGGUGUCUAUGUAUGUGUGUGUGUAUGUGUAUGUAUGUAUGUAUGUAUGUGUAUGUAUGUAUGUAUGUAUGUAUGUAUGUAU
Molecule: messenger RNA, 1411 nt
Organism: Notothenia coriiceps (black rockcod)
Lineage: Eukaryota; Metazoa; Chordata; Actinopteri; Perciformes; Nototheniidae
Product: transcription factor Sp4-like
Exons: 5
Coding region: 1-843 (280 amino acids)
Biological process (GO): regulation of transcription by RNA polymerase II
Molecular function (GO): RNA polymerase II cis-regulatory region sequence-specific DNA binding; DNA-binding transcription factor activity, RNA polymerase II-specific
Source: RefSeq, a predicted model, not a curated record